UGAAUUAGGGUUUACUUUCCUUUAAAAGUGAUCAGGAAAAAUAAUCAUGGAUAUUCUACGACGUAUUGUGCACACUGUUUUUCUGAAUUUAAUAUUCAGUGUUGUGAAGAUUGGUGGUGAAUACUGUUACUACAGUUCUUACUAUUCUGAUUAUGAAUGUGAUGGCACAACAAGCGGUGGUACCAUAGCUGGUGCGAUAGUAGGAACUAUCAUUUUUAUAGUUGUCAUAGUUGUUAUAAUUACCAUUUGUAAAAAGCAUUCAACCAGGACGACAACUAUUCGUACCACGCCUCACUCUGGCGGAACUACAGUUAUCACACAGCAACAGCAACAACAAGCUCAACCACCAAUGAUGUAUGGUCAGUAUCCGCAACCAGGCGGUCCUAUGUAUAAUCAACCACCAGCGUAUCCGCCGCCUCAACCAAACUAUCCACCACCACAAGGAAAUUAUCCCCCAAGAUAUUAACAGUGUUAUGAAUAAAAUAAAACUUAUGUUUGAUGCAAACGGUAAUUGAAUAACUGUUGGUGUUUACAUAUUAUGUUAUGUUAUUGCAUUUAUAAUACCUGAAAGAACGAUUUAUUCGUCGAAUUGUAAAAACAAUGCUUUACCAAAUUGAUUAGAAACCGAAAGCCUCUCGUUUAAGAUUUCUUGCAUGAACUCAGGAUUUACUAUCUUGAUAGUAAACACUUAAUGUUAAACAUUU
Mytilus trossulus (common blue mussel) is the source of this 704-nucleotide messenger RNA. RefSeq names its product protein shisa-5-like. The transcript is spliced from 4 exons. The record is from RefSeq and is a predicted model, not a curated record. The coding region runs from base 47 to 466 and encodes 139 amino acids. Lineage: Eukaryota; Metazoa; Mollusca; Bivalvia; Mytilida; Mytilidae.